AUGACUAAUCUCAUGACAUGUUUUGACUCAAAGGUUUCAGACUUGGUUGCUCUUCCCGAUUUUGCCGCUGGAGCUAUGGAAAAUUGGGGUUUGGUAACAGAAAACAGCCUUCUUUACGAGAAAAAGGUGUAUGCUCCUGAAAACAAACGCAGGAUAGUUCAGAUAGUAGCUCAUGAACUUGGGCACCAGGUGAGCACUGAAACUUUUCUGAUUGAAGUAGGUUUUGGAUCCACACACAGAAUCCUUCGCUUGCAUCUCAGAAAACUCGAAUAUAUUCGAUAACA
Molecule: messenger RNA, 284 nt
Organism: Cylicostephanus goldi
Lineage: Eukaryota; Metazoa; Nematoda; Chromadorea; Rhabditida; Strongylidae
Source: the annotation of a GenBank genome assembly